Acaulospora colombiana is the source of this 338-nucleotide messenger RNA. The record is from the annotation of a GenBank genome assembly. Lineage: Eukaryota; Fungi; Glomeromycota; Glomeromycetes; Diversisporales; Acaulosporaceae.
AACUGAAUAGCCUGAGAAAAACUCUCUGGAUCCGAUACGUAUUCUGCUGGGGUCGUCGUCGGGUUAGAGAGGGAUCCUUGGUCCCACAAUCCUCCCCAAGUUCAGAGAAAUCGUCUCUCGACGAGUUAUUGCCUGAAAAGUCAAGUUUACCUAUUCCUGCGGAGAUCAAAGAUUUUCAGCGCCUUCCCGGAUACCAAUACCCUGCCAUCGAGAUAUUCGAAACGAAAGAGGAAGCACAUGCGCAAUGGUCUCGAAGGGACUUGGGGGUUGGAGAGUUGCCGGAUGGUGCUAAUGGUAUCGAGCCAUCUAAUUCAACGCAUAAUGGGUAUUUGCGGUAG